Messenger RNA from Echinostoma caproni, 1212 nucleotides. Lineage: Eukaryota; Metazoa; Platyhelminthes; Trematoda; Plagiorchiida; Echinostomatidae. The record is from the annotation of a GenBank genome assembly.
AUGGGUUCGCGAUCGUUAUAUGUCAAGACUGUGAAUUGUGUUUUGCUCUUUCUGUUGUAUUCUACUGCCUAUCGUACCUGUCCGCCGGAUUUCAAGGAUGUGGGCGAUGGGGUCUGUAUGAUUCAUCUGCCGCUUGCAGCCACCUACUGUGCAGCUCACCAGCUAUGCAAAGUGGAGGGCAAGAAACGGGGUUUACGACUUUUCGUUUCGGGCAUUCAUGCGGAGAGAAUUCCCAAAUUCUUUCCGGAUAUCAAGACUGUUUUCACAAGCUUGCAUGCGAUGUUGAAUCGGUCUAGCGAUCUUCAAGCUGGAUGGCGAGUGGGUGAUCCGGGGUUUGCAGACCACGAAACCGGCAACAACGAUAACUCAAUAAGAUGGUAUUCUAAAGAACCAGAUGAGUCCUAUGAAGCAAUCGCACUUUAUGAAAAUGGUGUACUGGUCGACAACAAACAAAAGUCGCGGAACGCCAGUGAUGUCAUUUGUGAACUCUCUAACCAGUCACACACUGGAUCCUUUGAACGCUUUGUAAUCAAUUGGCCCUAUUCAUUUCAUUCCGUCUAUUUGCAGCAUAACUCAAACACAGGCUGUUUUACCUCAAUCGUGACACCGGGGUUGUUAUCUUGCGGAUUUCAGCAGCGAUUUUGCCGCGGGAAUCCACCCACCAUUGUACGAUCGAUAGGAGACACCAUGUUUCUAAACGUGCACAUUGAUAACUUGACAGCUGGAGAUCAAUUUAUAUUGUAUUAUAAAGCUGCUGAUUCAUUCUCUAUUCCGAUUGAAAAGUAUUCAGCAAAUGAAGCACAAUCGUCAGUUCAGUGUGUAGAACUUGGUGAAGGCACGGACGCGACAGCCGCCAAUGGGGUGGUCUAUUGUGGUGAUGAAAUGUCCCAUGUGCAAUUUGGCGACAGUGAGGUCAUUCGAAUCUGGAUUCGAGCCAACAACCUGAAUGCUGGAGCCCAAUUUGCAAUGGAAGCAAUGGAAUUUGAUCCUCAGGCCGCUUGUGAUCAGUACCUGGAGACAUUUGACGGAACGGAGAAAGUAUUUCAAUUUCCCACCGCGGACCUUGUCCCGGCCCACCCCGUUGAGUGCUCCUAUACUAUUCUGACCGUGAAAAGAAGGCAAAUUCGUGUACAUAUUACGGACAUAUCGAUAUUCUGGUCAAGCAACGAGCAACGUAUAAAAUCGGUUUUCCGGUUCAAAGGAUCUCUCUGA